Messenger RNA from Patiria miniata (bat star), 2459 nucleotides. RefSeq lists its product as uncharacterized. NCBI's taxonomy places the organism in Eukaryota, Metazoa, Echinodermata, Asteroidea, Valvatida, Asterinidae. The coding region runs from base 239 to 667 and encodes 142 amino acids. The transcript is spliced from 7 exons. The record is from RefSeq and is a predicted model, not a curated record.
UGUAUUUUUUAUUUUGUGUGCAUUACAGAAGAUGCCAAGCUACGUGGUCCAUACCGAGGCAACGUUGGAUGCCAAGAGAUGUACAUAGAGGAAAUGAUGUUGAGCUGAAGAAGCAGAGAAUGCGGAAGAACACAGGAAGUAUUCUGAAAGCAGUGAGAAGGUUGAAGGUUAGUGGACUGACAUGUUGUAGCAGACAUCAGAUGAGAACAAAUUUGAGAUACCAUCAUCUGAAGUGUACAUGGAGGAAGCAUCUGUUGAGUCAUGCAGUGAAGGUGUUCCUUGCACAGAAGAUUACAUUCAAGUUUCAACAGUGAAUGGAAACGAAGAAAUCAGUAUGGACAUCAGGACAGUGAAGGAAGAAGUUUGGUCAAAUGUGUAUCAUCAUGGCAAGAUCAUGUUCAUUUCUCAAGUUGUGUACUCAAGAGACGUACAUUAUGUGCAAGAUGGAAUUAUGUCAUUCAUGAAGUCAUCAACUACAAAUCCACAUGUUUUCUGCCAGUUGCCUGUGUGCUUUCCAACAGCAUCACUCUGUAUGCCAGUAUUUGAACAUGGUUCAGGGAAAUAUGCUGACUCUGUAGCAGAUAAAAUGAAGUGGUGCCAGCCUUUCUGCUAUCGCUCUGUUAGCAACAUCCAGCCUUAUGUCAUACAAGAUGAAGUUACUCUGUAAUUCUACGCUCUCAGCCACUAUUGCGAGGCCUAAUUGUCAUAUGGUUUAACCUAACAACCUUUGUGUAUGCUGGGACCUCCAAGAAGCGUGAAAUGUACAUAGACACUCUUUCUACGAAUCUAUGUUUAAAGCAACACUGAGUGAUCACAAAUGUAUCACUAAAUACAGUGCUUUGGAGAAAAAGUGAGUCUGGAAUCAUGCACUGAAAGAGCUUGUUGCCUGCAUGAGAUGAAUGACUGCAAGUGACAUGCAUGUUUAGGUUAAAUCCAUUAUUUGGUACCUGAUUGGUAAAACUGUUAUCUUUCAGUUCCUCAACUACGGUGCAGAAAGCAACUAAAAGAUAUCAGAGUUAUGGAACAUAAUCAUGUUGAAUUUGUAUAAAUACAAAUUCAACAUGAUUAUCGUAAAUUUACGAUAAUACAAGUACGUGUUACGUGUAAAAUACCACUGGCAGUGUACAACUGUACAUCUAUGUUUGUAUGACCACGUUUAGUUUUAGUUCGAUUGUUAAAAUGGGGAGGGGGGGGGCUUUGUGUACUUAGAUAAUUUCUUGUGGCAUGCCGUUUCUAAAAAUCUGAAGGUUUUUCUGCAUUCUAGAGUUUGUUUUGGGGAACAGUUUUCCCUCUUCAAUAUUUUAGCUGUCGAUGUGUAGUCUUCAUGUUAUCCAUCAAAACACUUUAUAAAGGCUCAGUAAUGUUUAUCAGGGACAGUUUCUAUGCACUUAUAUUACUUUUAGAUGAAAUUUGUCUUUUCCAGCGUUUUUUAAAUGUGUUAAGAAAUUAGCUAUAUUGUCAAUUGUUAAGGACUUUGACAUCUAUCAAGUAUCAUGUAGACAUUUUAAUCUUGGUCAAUUAUAUUUAAAGCCAUUGUCACAUAUAUGCCCUUUCCAAUGUAGCAACCAACAAGCCGUCAGCCAAGCAUGUUCAAAAAUAAAAUACUUGACAAAGACAAAGUUCAAUUUGAUUUUUAUUUGGGGGGGGGGGGGUUGGAGUGUUGUGAGUGUUAUGCAUGCUAGUAGAGAUGGGCUGACUGUUAAGCAAGUAAAUAUACACAAGCUUUACUUAUAUUGUGAGUAAUCCUUUACAUUUCCAAAAGAAUCGACAAUUGCAAAGGAUAUCAGAUAUGGUAAGGAUAAGUAGGACUCUCAACAUCAGCCUUGCAAUUUAUAGUCCAUGCUCUUUUCUCAGGGACAGAUUGUAUGCACUUAUCUUAAUUUUAGAUGAAAUUUGUCUUUUCCACCGUUUUUUAAGUGUUAAGAAAUAGCUAUAUUGUCAUUGUCGAGCAGUUUGAUAGUACAUGUUCAAAAAAGUGACAACAUCUAUCAUGUAGACAUUUUAAUUAUUGGUAUUUUGGUCAAUUGUAUUUAAAGCCAUUAUCACAUAUAUGCCUUGUAGCUCCCAACAAGUCAUCAACCAAGCCCGUUUUUCAAUAAACUACUUUACAAAGAAUAAGUCAAAUUUGACUUGCAUUUUUGUCGAAGUCAAUGUUCCUUUUUUUGGGGGGGGGGGCGGUUGGAGUGUAAUGAGACUAAUCAUCUGAGUACGCACUCAUUUGAAUAAAUAAUAUGAUGGUAUGAAGUUUCAAUAACAUGUUACUGCAGUCAUUUUGUUAAACAAAAAACACUUUGUGCAACAGGUUUGACAUUUGUUUUUCCGCAUUAUGUUUUUUUUAGUUGAAGCAAGGUCUUUAUGUUUGAAUGCAUUACCAUUAUUUUAUGCGCUGUUGUUGUUUUUGUUAUUUAGAUUUAGGACUUGAAGAAUGUACACCGUUAUUAAGAUGAUGCACUGGGACC